Pyrgilauda ruficollis (rufous-necked snowfinch) is the source of this 364-nucleotide messenger RNA. Its product is annotated as E3 ubiquitin-protein ligase BRE1A-like. The transcript has 3 exons. The record is from RefSeq and is a predicted model, not a curated record. Gene Ontology annotation, molecular function: ubiquitin protein ligase activity. The annotation marks the transcript as partial. NCBI's taxonomy places the organism in Eukaryota, Metazoa, Chordata, Aves, Passeriformes, Passeridae. Gene Ontology annotation, cellular component: nucleus; HULC complex.
UUCUCCAAGCUGCAAGAGAGGGUGGAGACAGCAGAAUCCCGGGUGUCUGUCCUGGAGACCAUGAUUGAUGACCUUCAGUGGGACAUUGACAAGAUCCGCAAGAGAGAGCAGAGGCUCAACCGCCACCUGGCCGACGUCCUGGAGCGAGUAAAUUCCAAAGGCUACAAGGUGUAUGGAGCUGGGAGCAGCCUCUAUGGGGGAACAAUCACCAUUAAUGCCCGCAAGUUUGAGGAGAUGAAUGCAGAGCUGGAAGAGAAUAAAGAGCUUGCUGGGAAUCGCCUUAAUGAAUUGGAGGAACUACGUCAGGAUCUUGAGGAAGUAACAACACAGAAUGAAAAGCUCAAGGGGAGACACCUGCAGCUGU